Oncorhynchus nerka (sockeye salmon) is the source of this 2366-nucleotide messenger RNA. RefSeq names its product zinc finger CW-type PWWP domain protein 1-like. Gene Ontology annotation, molecular function: zinc ion binding. NCBI's taxonomy places the organism in Eukaryota, Metazoa, Chordata, Actinopteri, Salmoniformes, Salmonidae. Gene Ontology annotation, cellular component: nucleus. The record is from RefSeq and is a predicted model, not a curated record. The transcript has 15 exons.
AUGACAACGUCCACAGAGUGGGCACUGCCCAUAGCAACGUCCACAGAGUGGGCACUUCCCAUGACAACGUCCACAGAGUGGGCACUGCCCAUAGAACUGGCCAAACAGAACGCUCUCAGAAGUGGCGGUAAAACCGUCGCGAGGCCGGACCAGAGUCAGAAAGAGAAGGCGAAGUUUGCCCCGCUGGUGCCCCGUGAGAAGAAGCCAGGGCAUGGAGAGAAAGGAGGGGGGAAAAGGAGUGAGAAUACGUGGAAAGGAGAGGGGGGUGGAAAUAAGGAGAGAAACAUUGAUGUAGGAAAGAAGACAGGAGAAUCAUGUGAAGGAGAGAGAGGAGUAGAGAGCAAGGGUAAGGCCUCUGGGUUAGAGAAGAAAAGAGGAGAACGGAUGAAGAAAGAAGGGAAGAAGAAGACGCCAGAUACAGAAAAAGUGAGGGCUGCAGAUGAAGGGGUUCCCCAGCAACAGGAAGGUAAAGGAGAGAGAGGAGGAGGAGAGGGAGCGAAGGAGAAUAAAAAACAGAAAAAUAAGGAAGACCUAUCCAGGAAGGAAACAGAUAAAGGGAAGGAGGGAAUGAAUGUGAAAAAGAAGAAGAAAGAGAAUGAGAAGGUCAGGAAGGAAGGGAAAGAGACGAAAAAGAAGAGACAGAGGGAUGAGACAGAGAGCAAUAAGGUGCUCCCUCUAACAGACAGUCAGUAUGAUGAUAUAUUUGAUAGUGCUACGGCUCUGGAGACACCUGUAGACAACUGUCUGGAGGAUGCCAGAGCUGUGCUGAGUGAGGUGGAGUUACUGCAGGCCACCAUUGACCAGGUCUCUCUCAGGGAGGAGGAACAGCCUCCCAGGAGAGUGUCUGGUGAGAGAAAGACUGCAGCGUCCGGCUCACACACACAGAGGAAGAGGAAGAGAAGAAGGGAGGAAGAGGAAGACAGCGACUCCAGUGCAGAAUUUGAUCAGUGGGUUCAGUGUAGUAGGUCUGUCUGUGGGAAAUGGAGAAGAGUAGAGAGACAGGUUGACCUGGCUGCCCUUCCCAGCGACUGGACCUGUAUACACGACACAGGACCUGGUCUCUGUGACGCUACGGAGGACAGCUGGUCGGGACAAGAGUGUGAUGUCAUCAACAGCAGUCUGGUUCCUGGGUCUCUGGUCUGGGCUCAACAGAUUGGAUAUCCUUGGUGGCCAGCGAUAGUGGAGAGAGAUCCAGACACCAAGACCUUCUGCCAGUUCAACAGGAAUACUGACCUGUACCCUGUAAGAUAAACACUGACCUCUGGGGUUGAACCAGUCAGCAGAGCCUGGGUGUGUCGGUCUAAAGUCAGAAAUUACACAGAACUCACUGAGGAUGCCGCCAUCACGGGGAAGUCUCUCCAGAGAUUCAAGAAGAAGUUGAGAGAAGCUGUCCUCAUAGCAACACAAGCAAAGAGUAUUCCACUCAAGGGGAGGUUGUCUAGGUUUGGGUUCUGGACUCAACAAACAUCAGACAGAGAGAGGUCAGAGGACAGCGACAUUGCUGAGGUGAUGGAGAUGCUUCUGGACCAUGAAAAGAGCAGGAGGUCAGCAUACAUCAGAAACAAGAAGUCAGCUGUGGUGAAUGCUGCUAAGAGACAGCGUGAAGGAGAGCAGAGUGAGCCAAUUGGAGGGGACCUGAACGAGGGAGGAAAGGGAGUGAAAGAGAGAGCUGGAGAGAAGAAAAGAGGAGAGGAGGAAGGUAAGAAGAGAGUGAUGACUCCCUGGCUCUCCAAACUAAAGAAAGGCAGCGCGACCACAGCCAGACCAGCCUCUCCACCCAGCAAAGACCAGACUGUACUAGAGAGAGAGAGAGAGGAGAAGAGAGAGGGAGACGGAGUAGAGGAGGAAAGAGCGAAAGAGACCAGUAAAGGAGAAGAAAGGAUGGAACUGAGAGAGGAGAGAAGCCUGGAAGAGGAAGAGAAGGAGGAGGAAGAGGGACAUGAGUCUGAUAUAUCUGUUGAGGAGGAGGCAGUGAAAAAGGAAGGGAAGGAGUUUGUACAGUCUGUGUUUGUAGGGGAGGGGGAUGAGGGAGGAGAGGAUGAUUUCCUAGAUGAAGACAUGGAGAUUCUGGGCUGCAGAGAGGAAGUGAUGAAGAGACUAGCUCAGGAACCCAUUCAGGAAGAGGAGGAUGACUUCUCUAUCAUGCUGUUUGAGGAGGAGUAGAGAGAGGGAGGGAAGAGGGGAGUUGGUAACAGUCUAUCUCCUACUGUUCGGGUUAGGAACCGUUUCUGUUUUCUAUUGUUGAUGUAAAUAGUUGAGUUCAGGUAUGUUUGUUAUGAGUUUGGUUACAUUAUUUAAUCAGUUGUAUAAUAUAAUAAAUAUUGAAUUAUUAGUUUAUAACUUGUGAGUUUGUCUGGUUGUAAAUG